Molecule: messenger RNA, 2050 nt
Organism: Esox lucius (northern pike)
Lineage: Eukaryota; Metazoa; Chordata; Actinopteri; Esociformes; Esocidae
Gene: ppwd1
Product: peptidylprolyl isomerase domain and WD repeat containing 1
Exons: 11
Coding region: 92-1972 (626 amino acids)
Biological process (GO): protein peptidyl-prolyl isomerization
Molecular function (GO): peptidyl-prolyl cis-trans isomerase activity; protein binding
Source: RefSeq, a predicted model, not a curated record
GUAGGAGGCGGUAUUUACGAUUUACGUUUUCUCCAAGGCCGCCAAUUCGCGUGUGGACGGUAGCCGAGGUGGAACAGUACAUUCGGCAGCAAUGGCGUCCACCACAGACAACGCAGAUCUGAAACGAAAAUUAGACGAUAAUGAGGGUGAAAGAGAAGAUGGAGACGAGGAAGAGUGGGUGGGACCCAUGCCAAGUGAGGCAACGCAAGUCAAAAAAAGAAAAGUGCUGGAGUAUGAACGUGUUUAUUUGGACAACUUGCCAUCAGCAGCCAUGUAUGAGAGAAGCUACAUGCACAGAGACGUUAUAACGCACAUUGUCUGUUCCAAGACAGAUUUCAUCAUCACGGCCAGUCAAGACGGCCAUGUGAAGUUCUGGAAGAAGAAAGAAGAUGAGGGGAUAGAGUUUGUCAAACACUUCCGCAGUCAUCUGGGAGUGAUAGAGUGUAUAUCUGUCAGUGCUGAGGGGGCUCUUUUCUGUUCUGUCGGGGACGACCAGGCCAUGAAAGUAUUUGACGUUGUCAACUUCGACAUGAUCAACAUGCUUAAACUCGGCUUCCACCCCAGCCAGUGCGAGUGGAUCUACAACCCAGGCGAUGCCAUUUGCUGUGUAGCCUGCUCAGAGAAAUCCACCGGGAAGAUCUUUGUCUAUGACGGACGGGGAAGCAACGAGAAGCUCCACACCUUUGACAAGAUGCACUCGUCCCCGCUGUCCCAGAUCCGUCUCAACCCCAGGUACCGGGUCAUCGUCUCCGCAGACAAGGCCGGGAUGCUGGAGUAUUGGACUGGCCUCCCCAGUGAGUUCAAGUUCCCACGGCACGUGGACUGGGUGUAUAAGACAGAUACAGACUUGUACGAAUUUGCCAAAAACAAAACCUACCCCACCAGCCUAGCCUUCUCCCACGACGGGAAGAAGAUGGCCACCAUCGCCACUGACAGGAAAGUCAGGAUCUUCCGCUUUCUGACAGGGAAACUGAUGAGGGUGUUUGACGAGUCAUUAUCUAUGUUCACUGAGCUGCAGCAGAUGAAACAGCAGCUGCCAGACAUGGAGUUUGGUCGGAGGAUGGCGGUGGAGAGGGAGCUGGAGAAGGUGGACGGCAUCAGGCUCACCAACAUCAUCUUUGACGAGACGGGUCACUUCGUCCUCUACGGGACCAUGCUGGGCAUUAAGGUCAUCAAUGUGGAGACCAACAGGUGUGUGCGUAUUCUGGGGAAGCUGGAAAACAUCCGUGUAGUGAAGCUGAGCCUCUUCCAGGGUGUGGCCAAGGCAUGCAGCGUGGCACCCACCAUCGAGAUGAAGGCAUCAGACAACCCGGCCCUGCAGAGCACGACUCCGGACCCCACCAUCUUCUGCACCGCCUUCAAGAAGAACCGCUUCUACAUGUUCUCUAAGAGGGAACCGGAAGACACUAAAAGUGCAGAGUCAGAUCGAGACGUGUUCAACGAGAAGCCCUCCAAGGAGGAGGUGAUGGCUGCUACUCAGGCCGAGGGACCCAAGAGGGUGUCGGACAGCGCUAUCAUCCACACCACCAUGGGAGACAUCCACAUCAAACUGUUCCCUGUCGAGUGUCCCAAAACAGUGGAGAACUUCUGUGUUCACAGCAGGAACGGGUAUUUCAACGGCCACAUAUUCCACCGUGUCAUCAAGGGUUUCAUGAUCCAGACAGGGGACCCUACAGGAACAGGGAUGGGAGGCGAGAGCAUCUGGGGAGGGGAGUUUGAGGACGAGUUCCACGCCACGCUGAGACACGACCGGCCCUACACCCUCAGCAUGGCCAACGGAGGCCCCGGAACCAAUGGGUCGCAGUUCUUCAUCACUGUCGUGCCAACGCCCUGGUUGGACAACAAGCACACAGUGUUUGGCCGGAGUACCAAGGGAAUGGAGGUGGUUCAGAGGAUCUCAAACGUCAAAGUCAACCCUAAAACUGACAAACCUUACGAAGACAUAAGCAUCAUCAACAUCACAAUCAAGUAGUUUUGUUUCAGUUUGUCUAUUGUGUGUUAUUGUGAGCCUUUUUUUACAAAGUAAAGAUUCUUGGAUUAUUGUACAAUA